AAAACAAAGCUCCUUGUUUUUAUAUUUAGGCUACCUUAUUUUUCUAGCAUGUUUCCUACGGUCCAGUUGGACAAGACAAUCAUUCUCUUUUGGCUUCAGUCAUUUGCUUUAGCAAUAUUUGACCUUUUUUAUGCUCUAUUAUUUGCAAGAUGUAGGCUAUAUCAUAUGGCUACAGGUUUAGGGGUCCAAACAUGCAAAGCUUUAUAGAUAUCGAUGUCUAUUACACUCAACAACAAGGCUGCUCUUCAGUGUAUUCAGCACUGCCAUGCAUGCUGAGGCUUUGAGAGGGUGCAUUUGCUUUAUUUAGAUUUGUCAUGUGUAGAUAAUACUCCUGGAUUCAUACAAAGUGGAGCUUGGCAGUGGUCAGUCCUUUGAGUCUGGUAAAGAAACUUGAUCACUUGGUGGUCUGAAGUCAUGUGUGGUCCAAAGGGAUGAGGCAGAUGGGGCUAGUCAUACAGUUUCCUGCCAGCAGUGAUUCUGAAGAGGACUAUCAAAAAACAAAGUACUGAGGACAAAUCCAGAGAUGAAUCCAAACCUUGUGAGCCGCUGGUUAGAUCCCUGGAAAGGCUCCAGGAAGUGUUUAAUGUUUCCUCUAUGAAUACCAUGAAGUCUCGUCUGGAAGUAAUUGCCAAACGCCAAGGAAUGGGCUUUCACAUCACUGAGGCCACAUGCUACCUGACAGCUGAUCUGUUCUACCUGGAGGUGGUCUUACUGCCAUGUGGCGGGGUGGAGGAGGUAAAAGUGGCCCUGCAUGGAGAAUCCCCUGUUCCCAGUGAGUCUCUCCUUCAGCUGCUGAGGUCAAAACAGUUUGCUGAGUUCUCCGUGAAGUUGGCAGGCCUCUUCGCCCAGUACAACAUCCCUGAAGACAAUGAAAUCAAAUUAAAAUUGUUUGCAUCUCUACAAUGCCUCGGGAAAGACUUGCAGCAAAUAUCACAUUUGCCAAGGGUUCCAAAAGAUGCUGACCCCCAAGUGGAUAUGAUUAACAAUGGCAGGAUUGGUUGUCUGAUAGCUGGAAAAGAAGAUUGCCCCCUGACUAUCCAGUUCUAUAUCACCCCGACUGAACUGAAGACGUCAGAUAUACAAAAUAUGAGGGAGACAGUCGUCCAGGCAGCCCAGGUGACUGUAGGUGUCAGCGAUGUGACUCACAAGCUUCAGAUGGCAUCUGUGAUCCCACAGCCUCCACAGCUGGAUGCCCAGGGAUAUCCUGUGUUCCUGCCGUUGGGUGAGGGGCUGUAUGAGACGUCGGCUGCCUGCUUUCUUAUGAAACUGCAGCCAGAGAUACCAAUGACUCUUUCUUUCGUAAACAAGCUCAGCCAAAUUACAGAUGUGACAAUACCAGAUGUUGACCUGCAGUGGGCACCCUUACCCAAGCUUCUGAUGAGACAUUUACCAAGUGCUAACAGCCACAGGGAGACAUUAAAUCAGCAGGAUGCUAUUUUUACAGUGCCUCUUCCUGGUGGUGUGAUGCACAGUUAUGUUCUCCCUGGAGCAGCAUGGGAGGUGCCUGCCCACAGAGCGACUGUCAUGGACAGUAUUCCCUUCACCCACCCUGCCCAUGUCCCAGCCCUGCUGCAGCUGCUUCGACAACAGUGUACCAUCAACACCCUGCUGAGGAGCUGUAUGACCACUCAGUGUGCCAGAACAGGUUCAGUGUGUGAGCAGCACUUGGAAGUCCUUCCGGAGUCAGAGACCAGCUUCUCUGUGACCUUCCACCGACCUGACACUGACACCCUUGCUGUUUUGCUGGUGAAUAUAUCUGACGCUCAUCAGAUUACCUGCACUUUGUUUGGAGCAGGAAUAGAGGAUCACUCUGUGGAUGAAAACCUUUCCACUAUCAUGAAGAGGUGCACGUCCAUUCCCGUGACCUUGAGGAUGUUAUACAGCAAGCUAGAGGAGAUCACCUCUGCCCCACUUUCUCCCAGCCGCCCGGCCACCUCAAAGGCUGAAAAUGACCACUAUGCUCCCUCAAGCGGCACUGUGGCAGACCCCAACAGCGCCUUAACCACAUUCUCCCAGAGUGCAGCUGUGCCAGAGGACACUUUCAGUGUUCAGCCUAGUUCCGCCUGCUAUGCCAUGUCAGUUUCCAAAUCUGAGCUUCUUCCUGAAAUAAAUACAAGUCUUCCUGUCAACCUUUACCCAUUCAAUCCUGUUGGCAUGUUUUCACAUUGGACGACCAAUAAUGGCCACCUGUCAGAGCUGAUCUGAAACUGUGUGUGCAUUACAUGUUUAAGCCUCUUAAAAAUGUGUUUAAUUAAAUAAAUGUUUUGGUAAAGCAA
Micropterus dolomieu (smallmouth bass) is the source of this 2276-nucleotide messenger RNA. RefSeq lists its product as uncharacterized. NCBI's taxonomy places the organism in Eukaryota, Metazoa, Chordata, Actinopteri, Centrarchiformes, Centrarchidae. The transcript has 16 exons. Gene Ontology annotation, molecular function: nuclear vitamin D receptor binding; nuclear retinoic acid receptor binding; nuclear thyroid hormone receptor binding. Gene Ontology annotation, cellular component: mediator complex. Bases 595 to 2205 code for a protein of 536 amino acids. Gene Ontology annotation, biological process: regulation of transcription by RNA polymerase II; cellular response to thyroid hormone stimulus. The record is from RefSeq and is a predicted model, not a curated record.